Molecule: messenger RNA, 2521 nt
Organism: Capsicum annuum
Lineage: Eukaryota; Viridiplantae; Streptophyta; Magnoliopsida; Solanales; Solanaceae
Product: probable leucine-rich repeat receptor-like protein kinase At1g68400
Exons: 3
Coding region: 141-2054 (637 amino acids)
Biological process (GO): protein phosphorylation
Molecular function (GO): protein binding; ATP binding; protein kinase activity
Source: RefSeq, a predicted model, not a curated record
CCAUGAUGAAUCCUCGUAACACAAAACGACGACAAAAAAAAUAAAAAUAAUUAAAUUAGGAAUUACAACUCUUAUCAUAUCAACACCAUAAUAGAAAGAUAAAUUCAUUUCUCCUUCUCCAAAAAACAGAGCAUUCAAAAAUGGCUACUCUGUUUUCAAACCAACUUUCUCUCUCUAAAAAAACCCUCUAUUUCUCUCUCUUCAUCUCCAUUUUCUUCACCUUUUCCUACUCUGAUGAUUUCUCAGCUCUUUUAGCCUUCAAAUCCGAAUCCGAUACGUCGAAUUCACUCACUUCAUGGUCUAAAAAUGUCCCCUGCUCUUCAUGGUUAGGUGUAAAGUGUCACCCUGUUACUCAUCGAGUCGUAAAAAUCGUGCUCAAUAACCUUAAUCUUACUGGUUCAUUUCAUACAUUGAUUCAUCUUACGCAAAUCCGUCAUAUAAGUUUGCAUCACAAUGCACUUUCUUCGAUUCCAAUUCUCGAUUCCUGGCCUAAUCUGAAGCAUCUAUAUCUAUCUCACAACAAGUUUUCGGGUGAAUUUCCAUCGGGAAUCUACCGGUUGAAGCGACUCAGAAGACUUGACUUGUCGUAUAAUGAGUUCUCCGGUGAGAUUCCGGUGAAGGAGUUGCUUCAGUUGCCACAUUUGAUGACUUUGAAUCUCGAGUUCAACUCUCUUAGCGGAACACUUGGUGCUGACGUAACAACGGGUGGUGUUGCUGCUUCGUUGAAGGAAUUCAAUGUCUCCGGUAACAACUUUUCCGGGAAAAUACCGAAUUGGUUGUCAAAAUUUCCCGCGGCAGCUUUUACAGGAAACGUUCGCCUUUGUGGAUAUCCAUUACGAACUAUUUGCCCGAGCGAAUCAGUGAAUAGUGAUCCAACAGUAAUGAGUACUCCGAACUCGCAAUUCAGCUUUUCCAAUCAAAGGAAGAAGAAUUUGAGUGAAAACAUGUUCCUUAUGAUAGUAACAGUCGAUGCAGUUGGCGUUAUGAUGACCGUUCUAGUAAUAACGUGGUGUUGUUAUUACAGAAAGAAGAAUCAGGAAAAAGGUAGAACUUAUUUAAAGAACAAGAGUACAAUGUAUAAUCAGGACACGAGUAGUUCAAGUCUGUAUCACUCAUUUGAAUACGGUAUCAAGAAAACAAGCGAUCAAUUCGCGACAAUGGUAUGUUUCGAAGGGUGCAAAGGUUUCAAUAGAGUUGAUGAUUUGUUGAAGGCCUCAGCUGAGAUGUUGGGAAAAGGAAGUGUUGGUACAAGUUAUAAAGUGGCUAUUUUGGACAAUGGAGAUGUUGUUGUGGUUAAAAGAGUAAUAGAAAAGUUGAAGAAGUUGAAAGAUGUUGAUGGAUUUUUGAGAUUGAUUGGUAAUUUGAGACAUACAAAUGUUGUGUCACUUAGAGCUUAUUAUUCAUCUAAAGAGGAAUUGCUCCUUGUCUAUGAUUUUCUACCAAAUGGAAGUCUACACAAUCUCUUACAUGGUAAUCGUGGACCGGGAAGAACGCCAUUGGAUUGGACAAGAAGGCUAAAAUAUGCAUUAGGAGCAGCAAAAGGACUUAGUUUUUUGCAUAGCUACAACAAAACCAAGAUUUGUCAUGGGAAUUUAACAUCAUCAAACAUACUAAUUGAUCAUUAUGGCAAUGCUUGUAUCUCUGAUAUAGGCCUUCAUUUGCUCUUACAAGUACCAAUUUCAUCAAACAAUGGGUACAAAGCACCCGAAUUAUCGACUCAAAACAGCGUAAACACGAGCCAGAAUUCAAGAAAAUGCUCUCAGAAGUGUGAUGUUUAUAGCUUUGGAGUGGUUUUGUUAGAGAUUUUGACAGGGAAAAUUGCAACAAGUGAAGGGGAAACAAGUUUGGCAAAAUGGGUACAAAGAGUUGUGAACAAAGAAUGGACUUGGGAUGUGUUUGAUUUUGAACUUGCAAGGCAUAAAGAAAAGGAAGAUGAAAUGGUUGCACUUUUAAAAGUGGCUAUGGCUUGUUUGGUUGAAUCACCAAAAGAUAGGCCAAAGAUGAUUGUGGUUGAGAAAAUGAUUGAAGAUAUCGCGAAAAAAGCGAACAGAUAGAGGGACAGAUUCAUUAUCCUGUAAGUUUUGAAUCAUACGUUACUGGUCCUCAGAACUUUUCUCGAUAUACGUUACUGGUCCAUAGAACUUUUUUCGAUACGUUACUGGUCCUCAGAACUUUUCUCGAUAUACGUUUCUGAUCCUCAGAACUUUUUUCGAUAUACGUUACUGGUCCACAGAACUUUUUUCAAUACGUUACUGGUCCUCAGAACUUUUCUCGAUAUACGUUACUGGUCCUCAGAACUUUUCUCGAUUGUUGAUUACUACUAAUUGUUCUCCUUGUACUCAUUUGAAUUUGAUUCUUGGUAGUUAAAAUGAUUUUUAUGUAUAUAUAUAGUAGAUGUUGAACCCCUUUCGGCUAGUUCGUGUAUGCACUUUUGAACCCCUUUCGGCUAGUUCGUGUAUAUAUACACGGUUAAAAUGAUUUUUAUGUAUAUAUAUAAUUGAUGUUGAACCCCUUUCGGCUA